This is a messenger RNA of Trichoderma harzianum CBS 226.95, 837 nucleotides long. RefSeq lists its product as hypothetical. Lineage: Eukaryota; Fungi; Ascomycota; Sordariomycetes; Hypocreales; Hypocreaceae. The record is from RefSeq and is a predicted model, not a curated record. The coding region runs from base 1 to 837 and encodes 278 amino acids. Gene Ontology annotation, molecular function: enoyl-CoA hydratase activity. Gene Ontology annotation, biological process: fatty acid beta-oxidation. The transcript is spliced from 2 exons.
AUGGCUGUCUUAAAAACUCACCUGAAAAUUUCCUUCUUCUUGUCUCUCACUUACUUCUGGCUUGGUUUCGUUGAAGCCCAGAUCUUGAAGCAAUCAUGCAUAAAUGAGGUGUGCAGUGCCAAACGUGUCACCAUCUCCAACCCUCCCAUCAAUCUCUGGGAUGCCAAUGUCAUCACUGCGUUCAACGAGUUCAUGGUCAGCCUACAAGAUCAGAACGAAACCAAAGUUGUCGUUUUCGAUAGCGACAACUCCGACUUCUGGGCCUCUAACCUUGACAUUAAUUUACUCACGCAGCUUGGGAUUCCUGGACGCAAUGAGAUCAAUGGUCGAGCCUGGGGUGCUGGGGACGAACACUUGUUGAGAAUGGAUAUGAGAUUUGCUGGACCAGAGGCACAAUUCGGCGCGCCCGAGGCAGCUAUCGGAGUGAUUCAUGUCGGUGGAUUUCAACAGUUGGUUAAACUCAUUGGUCCUGGACGCGCUGCAGAAUACAUGCUUGCCGCUGCACAGGUCAGCGCUUCCGAAGCAGCUCGCGUUGGUUGGGUCAACUCUGUCCAUCCUACAGCCAACGCUCUUCGAAAACAUGUCAAUGACAUUGCGGCAAGGAUUGCACUCUUCCCUAUCGAGACUCUUCGAGCGACAAAAGCCAGUAUUGCGGAACAGGCUCCUCCUAGGGCAGCCUUUGAAAACGAUCUUGCUCGAUUUAAUCAGCUGGCAGCACUACCGCAGGUGGCAGCAAAUGUGGGCGCCGUUCUGCAGGUAUCCAAGAACGAAUCCAAGGCUUUCGAGGAGAAUCUGAACAAUAAUAUUGUGAAAAAGCUUUACCAAGUACCUAACUAA